Leptomonas pyrrhocoris is the source of this 606-nucleotide messenger RNA. RefSeq lists its product as hypothetical. The record is from RefSeq and is a predicted model, not a curated record. The transcript has a single exon. Bases 1 to 606 code for a protein of 201 amino acids. Lineage: Eukaryota; Euglenozoa; Kinetoplastea; Trypanosomatida; Trypanosomatidae.
AUGCGGGCUUAUCUAUCACUACUCUUUCCUCCUUCGUACGUACGCUCAGUGAUGUCAUUAUUCUCUGUUUUAUUUGGAAAAGAAGAUAAAGGAGAGGUGAAAGAAAUGGUAGAACGUCAACGCGCCUGCUUUAGCUCCUCAGACCUCUACCUUUUUUUUGGUUCUCAGCAUGUUCUAGAUGGGUAUGCACGAAGAGUGUGUCUGCGUAUCAUUCCGGCAAGAUCAACGUACCUUUCACAUUUUUUUGUAUUUCCUCUCCAAUCAAAAAAGCGUAGUCUAUUUUUUUUUACCUCUUGUUUUCAAAGAAACUUGUGUGAAGCCAACAAUCACCUCGUGGGUUGUUGUCCUCUCUCUCGUCUGUGUGCUUCCGAGUUCGGCAAAAAUCGACGGCUGCGCUGUGGAGAUCACAGUGAGCAUUGUGUGUAUGUGUGUUUGCUUCGUCUCGCUCUCUUCAUUUUUUUUUUUGAGGAGGGGGGGGGGUUCCGCCGCUGUCCUCAUGUUCUCUCUUUACGCGGAGUUCUACCCUGUGCGAUGAGCUUCUUGCACCUUUGCAUUCGAACCGCUGCCAAUAUAAAAAAAAAGGAGAACAGGUCGGUCACACCAUGA